GGCGUGGGGUGCCUGGCGGCGCCCAUGUCGCUGAUGAAGCCGCCAACGCCCACAUCAAUGGCGCUAGCAAUGCCCCCGAUGCCGCCGCGCACGCCUGCUCCACUCCUGCUGAGACACUGCUCGAUGGACGCCGAUUCGGAUGAGGAGAAGGAGCAGAUGGCCUUGGACGAGGACGAUGCCGCCAUCGAUGUCGAGGCCGAUGAGGAGCACGAGGCUGAAACGAUGCACGAGUCAACUCCCAUCGGGUCAUCGACUCUAGCUCUGCCAUUGCCUCUGUCUCUGCCACUGAUGGAGGUAAGCACAAAGAGCGGCAAUUGCCUGGAACGCAACGAGAGUCUGGGCACCGGCUCAACUCAGUCGAUGGAGGCCACUUCCACUUCCUCUUCCGCUGCCGAUUCUGCCGCAGAUGCGGAUAAAUCGAUGAACCAGAAGGCUUACUGAGACGAGCCGGGCCGAAUAACCGUGGCGAACAGUCCACACCAAUUGGUUUCAACGCAAUCCAAGUAAAGGCUUACCCCAGUCCCCCUUGACAUCCCCUAACGAAAUCUAUAAAAGUUUUUGAUAGUUUGUUCCUAAAACUCUUGUAAAUACUCACUUACUGUCAGGUGGGGCGGGACGGGGCGGGGCUAAUCCCGCACAACUACUCUACUAUUCUCCUACGCCCAGUAAACGUAAAUGUAAAUGUGUCUCUUGCUCAAUAAGAUUUAGGCUUGUAAAUUGUUCGUGCGUUUUGCUUUUAGCGUAGCCAAGACCCCCUCCACCAUGUACAUAUACCAUAUAUAAAUAUACCUUAUAUUAAAGGUGGGGUGUGGGCAGUUCUGAACCCCUUUUGUUUCUGCUUCGAUAUCUUUAAAUUGCUGGUCAAGUGUAAGUGCAGCUCGAUAUGCUACCAUGAUUGUUAGUUAAGUGUUAUUCGUAAACAGAGAAUGGAUUGAUGGGAGGCGCAAUGUGUCAAGCAACUACCAAAUAAUUAGUUAAAUUAUUUCUAAUUUUAAUCGAAUGUUAAGAUAAUCCAAAACUAAACAGAAACCAAACCAAACUCAAACAAACAAACAUGAAAACACACAUGAAAUGCUUAUAAAUAUACAUAUAACAAAUUAUA
Drosophila miranda is the source of this 1102-nucleotide messenger RNA. RefSeq lists its product as uncharacterized. NCBI's taxonomy places the organism in Eukaryota, Metazoa, Arthropoda, Insecta, Diptera, Drosophilidae. Bases 25 to 441 code for a protein of 138 amino acids. The record is from RefSeq and is a predicted model, not a curated record. The transcript has a single exon.